Messenger RNA from Prunus persica (peach), 661 nucleotides. RefSeq lists its product as uncharacterized. Lineage: Eukaryota; Viridiplantae; Streptophyta; Magnoliopsida; Rosales; Rosaceae. Bases 116 to 529 code for a protein of 137 amino acids. The record is from RefSeq and is a predicted model, not a curated record. The transcript has 3 exons.
CAUCCAAAAGGACUUUUUCUGGCCAGAUAUCCCCCGCAUAAGCGAUUUAUCAAUCCGUGGCAAUUCGAUUGUCAUCAUUAAGAAAGGUGGCGGAAAGGUCCCUUGCCCGCCAGAGAUGGUCCCCCUUGAUCGCGAUAAGUCUCCACUUUUGAAACCCGGCUGCCCAGUCGGGAACAAAGGUGAAGAACCUGUUGAAGAAAAAUUUGAACCUCCAAAGUCAAACUUCAGGGUGCCUACGUAUCCUUUACGAAAAUCAGAACCAAAGGCUGAUCUUGAUAGCACCUACAUUCCUUUCAUCCAGCACUCUCGUCCUAUUGGUGAAUGCAAAUAUUGUUUAAAGGUGGGUGAGCACAUGACGCAACUAUGCCCUUACCAGGACCGUGUCCCAAAGAAUGCAAUUCUCGGCAGUGGUUGUGAUGUAGUUUGUAGAGUAUGUGGUUGGUUCUUUAGAGGGUCCUGUUGUGGCCAAGAUGAAGGACGUGCGGUUCUCAAGAAUUGUAUUUCUGUCAAGCGUUGUCUGAAAUCGUAGAGAAUGGAGAGCUACUGUUUCUCUGAAGUUAAUUAUGAUUUAAAGCAUAAUUAAACAUUUUAUUUUCUAAUGUUUAUUAACUGUAAUCUUCUCCAACUCCAACUCUUUGUGUUACAAAUUCAAUAGCUGUUG